Phytophthora megakarya is the source of this 852-nucleotide messenger RNA. NCBI's taxonomy places the organism in Eukaryota, Oomycota, Peronosporomycetes, Peronosporales, Peronosporaceae. The record is from the annotation of a GenBank genome assembly.
AUGUGUCACUACGCACGUGAGUGUACGGCACCAGUACACUUAAGCCAAGGUCAGCGUGGCGAUACCAGUCACGCGUGUCUACAACGGACACGCGGUGCUGAGGACCGCAGCCCCAGUGAGAGGGAAUCUCACUGCAAGGUGCAAGAUGACAUGCCUAACCUUGUCAUCUUGAAGGUGAAGUCGAUGACGAAGAGAGCGGACUCUCUUCGGGUGUUGGUGGACUCGGGCGCGUCGAACAACUUUGUUCGACAGCAAAGUCUGCCGUUGUUGGACUUCAAGGAGAAGCAUGGGCCUCGAAGUCAGCUGGAAGUGCGAUUGGCAACGGGUGCCAUCGUCAAGACAGAGAAGCGCGUGAUUCGCGCACGCUUCUCGUACAAACACCGGGUGUUUGUAGAAGAACUUCUCGUCCUGGACUUGGACGACAAGUUCGACAUGGUAUUGGGCAUGCCGUGGCUUGCACGGCAUGAUCCUGAAAUCGACUGGGAGAAGCGUACGGUCGUACGCUUCGGACGCCGCGGCGCAACAGAGAGCGAUGGCCCUGUUAGCGCAGCGGAUACACCUAACGUCACAGCGCGAGGAGCGCGCAAGCUGAAACGACUCCGAGACAGUGAAAGAGUGUCUGGUAAGAGACCAGACACUUCUAGAAUGUUCUCCGCCACAAGGCGUCGAGGUGACAACGGCGUGUCGACCCUGGGAGUUGACACACGCUCGGUAUCAGAAUCGAGAAAGUUCUCCGCCCUCUGGAAGUUGCGACACACCACUCCGCCGAAAGGCGUAGAGGUGACGACAAAGCAUCGACUCCAAAAGUCGAUGCGACAAGUUGUGUGGACGGUUGCAAACGUCCAGCACUAA